Molecule: messenger RNA, 1584 nt
Organism: Peronospora matthiolae
Lineage: Eukaryota; Oomycota; Peronosporomycetes; Peronosporales; Peronosporaceae
Source: the annotation of a GenBank genome assembly
AUGUUGAACGCGUUCUUUACGCCACUAAUCGUGUUGCCACUGCUGACUCAUACUGCAGCCGCUGGAAUGGAGUCUGUCAUGGGCAUCGUCAAUAGCAAUCGCACCGUGAACCUGGACCCAAGCGUGCAGCACGUCCCGCUCGAUCCCGCCAAGGCGCACAUGCGGCCACCACCGGCGCAGAUCCGUGCGGUCUCCGACAUUUUCGUGGGCAUUUCAGUAUUUCGCGAUGGUUUCCGUUGCGGUAAGACUAUUUUUACUGGACUUAAACGUGCCAAGUACCCGGACCAUCUUUUCUUUGGUAUCGUGGACCAGAUAAAUGAUGGCGACGAGCGUUGCGUCGACGAGUACUGCAAAUUAGCAGAAGCAGAGUGGCCGGACAAAGGCGAGUGUCCAUACAGGGACCACAUUCGUGUGGACUUGCGCUCGGCUUCCGAGUCGCGAGGUCCUACACUCGCGCGUCACUACCAGCAGAAGCUCAUUGAGCGAGAGGAGUUCUGUCUGCAGAUCGAUGGUCACAGCAUCUUCACAAACCUUUGGGACGAGAACCUACUGGCUGAAUGGAAACGUGUGGACAAUGAGAUGGCCAUUCUGUCCACGUACUUACAUGACCUCCAUGACUUUAUCAAAGAAAAUGGCGACAACGCUUUUUCUUCAUCUUUGCCUCACCUGUGCUCGACCAAGCGUGGCUCUAAUGGACUAGUUCGUACUAUCGGUGCUAGCAUGAUCAGUAAUAGUAAGUUUCCACAGCUGCAAGCACUGUGGGGCGCCGGUAUGUCCUUCAACAAGUGUCAUGCCGAGCGUCGCGUGCCUGUGGACUCGCACACGCUUUGGCUGUUUGAUGGUGAGGAGUUUUUGCGCGCAGCCCGAUUGUGGACGAGUGGCUACGACAUGUACUCUCCCAGUGACUUGGGCUCUGUGGUGUUUCACAAUUACUCGAAAGUGCCUGCUCGCUUUGAGCAUAUCAAGGUAGAUCGACAACUAAGGUUGCGUGAGAAGGAGAUGGCGUUAAAUCGCUUCAACCUUCUGGUUGGCAAGCCUAUCAAGGGUCGCGUUGACACGUUCGAGCUGGACAAGUAUGGUUUCGGUUCAGUGCGCUCGUUCAAGAGUUACCUCGACUUCUGCGGUGUAACUUUCCAGGAAGGUGUGAACGAUACCGAAUCAUGCGAGCAACUUCACUGGGUACCUUACGAGAAUGAAACAGAGGUGGAGGCUUUGGUGGACAAUGGUUGGAAGCUUGGCGAAAUGAACCGAGGCGUUACUGUAGAAAGCGUUUUGCUGACAAAGGAACACGAAGUCGUCGACGAGGAUCCGAAUGCUGAGACUGCACGGCACGCGGCAGAUGCGCACGUCAGAGACGGUGCGGAUAUUGGUGAAGACGAAACGAUAGAUAAAGUGAAGACGCGGCUGCGACAGAAAGUGACGGACAAUCGCGUAGCAAAGGGUGAUCCCGCUGCAUGGGUUUGGCCUUUUCUUUUUGUCGUUACGGCAGCUCUUUUUCUGGGAUUUUUCAAGGACAGCAUAUCCCGUAGGAUCCGACUUUCACUUCGCGCCAGCGUGCCGCGUCUUCACAGUUCGAUUGAGUAA